AUAAAAUGUUGACAUCCGUAAAUGCCGUGAUGUCAACAACAUCGCCUUCAUCGCCGUCAUCACCGUCAUCGUCGUUGUCGUCGUCGUCGUUAUCAUCACAAAGCUCCUCCUCCUCCAACACCACCACCACCACCAUGAGCACCACGGCAUCAGCAGCAGCAACCCACCUCACCGCUCCCUCCCAGCCAGCAGUGUCGUCUUCCUCUCCCUCCCCGGGCGGAAGUGGCACGCUGGCGGCCACCUCAACCACCUCACCGUCGGCACCGGCACUCGCAGCAGCACUGCUCCUGACAUCCUCACCAGCAUCAUCACCGUCGUCGUCGUCCUCCUCGAACCGGUCGACCAGCACCACCACCACUACUACUACUUCAUCGCAUUGCCAUGGCUACCAGCAGCUGCUACCAUUAUCCUUAGCCGCUUCGCCCUCGCCGGCCCUGGUACAGUCGUCCACGGUGGCAGCUUCGAACAGCGGUUCGGCCUCCCUGUUGAUCAAUCAUCUUACGAGCAGCAGCAAACCGACGCCGUCAUCACCGCCCGGCGCCGCUGUCCCAGCGUCGCCCUCCUCCAGCCCGUCAUCGUCAUCGGUCGGAUCCGGCGGAAGGGUUGAAGCUGCAAAACCGUCGACGACGGUUCGCACUGAGGAGACGGUCGGCGGUAAACGGCAGGCUCCGCUGGUACUGGUGGCAUCGGCGACCACGCCCAGGAAGACAAAACUGAGCCACAGCAGCGGCCACUCCUCUGCCCUCGUCGGUGGACGUGGCGGCGGUGCCGUUGCGGAUGGCGACCCUGCCUGUCCGAAGGUAGCGCUAGCGUCGCCGAUCGUCAACGUGGUGGUGAAUGACAUUGCCGCCGGGCUGGCGAACGCUGUUGCAGCGGCCGUCGCGGACGCCGUCACGGUGGCAACGAUUGGUAGAAACCUGAUCAUGGCAACGACGGCAGCCGCCGCCCCGCCAUCCGCUGGCAACCGGCAUCAUCAUCACAAUGCCCGCACCAACGCCACCACCAACACUAACGGCGGAGGCACCGCGCUCAACUCGUACUCACAGCUGCGCCAACAGCUCGAAAUGGGCUCUUCGGCCGCCGUUGUUGGCGGGGGUGUCGGCAAAGGUGUUGCUGGACCGCAUCAACAUCAUCAUCGUCACCAUCAUCAGGCAUCCUCGCAGCAGCAGCAGCAGCAGCAACACAGUCAUCUGAAGCAAUUUCUUAGCGCCGGUGUUGGAGCCGCUGGAGGUGGUGGUGUGGGUGGUGUAAUGGUGGCUACUGCUGGCGGUGCCGGCAACCAGCACCCUGGUGGUGCAGCACAGCAACACCACCACCAUCAUCACCAUCACCAUCACGUACAUUCGCAGUCGAGAAGGCACGCUGCCGGAGGUAGUAGCAGUGGGGCCGUCGCUGGUGGCAGCACUGCUUCAUCCAGUGGGGGUAGUGUCGCAGCUGCUAACAGCGCCACCUCGCAGCCGGAAGUCGUCGUCACCAUCCAUGACAGCAGCAACGGCAGCAACGGCAGCAGCAGCAGCGGCAGCGGCAACGGUCGUAACAAUAAUCGCUCCACGAAUGCGAUCGUCGAUGCCAACUCAAACCAUCAUCACCACCAUCAUCGAUGGUAGGAAAGGGAAGAGUUGCUGAGCAGGUGGUGGCGCCUGGUGUAGGAGAUGCGGGCUGUGGAAGGGUAGAUCUAACAGCAAAACAACGCUUAAUGCAAAACAGGAGGAUAAUGUACGUUGCACAGUUUAAGAUUAGUGGUGAGAAGGAGUCAGAUGGGCCAGACCAUAGCUGUGCGUGUCCGUGUGCGUCCGCGUGUGUGUGUCCGUGUGUGUGUCUGUCCAUGUAGUGUGUAGUAGAAUGGCAUAGAAAUAGUAGUAAUAUUUGAUAAAACAGUAAAACAAAAGCAAACAGCCAACACAAGUAUAUGUGUGUGUGUUCGUGUGUGUUAGUGUGUGUGCCGCGUGUAGUGAAGAUUGGCAAAGGACAGCGAUUUGGAUGGUUAACACAUCAGGAGGAUUAUAAAGCGCUUUAUGGAUUAUCCAGCACAGUCAGGCGACAUUCUUCUGGUCGUAACCUUUACGCAUCUUUUGUUACAUUACUGACCUUCCUCCUUUCUUCUUUCCACACCGCGUGCAGUGCAAUUGCGUACAUGCUUCCAUCCCCACCUGGUUCUCUCAUUCCAAUGCACACUUUUGCACACACACACACGCGCGCGCACGCGGCCGAUUAAUUGAUUCUCUGUUGCUGCGAAAACGCCAACAGUUUUUCUCUUUCUUUCGCUUCACAAUGCAAAGCGCAGCAUACACGCACGCUCACUCACAUACGGACACGGUUUUAGUGUGUUCUUCCGUACUGCGCUCCUUCAUCUCUGCAUCUCUUUCGUUUCGAUUCUCCCGCAACCCUUUUGCAUAGGAGCCGGGUUGGCGUGUACUCUGUUGCUCUUGGUAACAGUGACGCACGCAUCCCGGCUGCUCCAAAGCCUUCUACCGCACUACUCGGCAGGUGGUGGUGGGGUGCUAGCCUAGCAACCGACUGGUCCAGCACCUUACCUAAACAGCUGACAUGAUUCUUUUGCUGUUUUUUUUUCAUUUCAAAUUGUUCAAAGCAUAGAUGAAUGUGUAUGUGUGUGUGUGACACUCAACACAUCACCUCCCCUUUCGCGCAGAGUUAAAAAUAAUUUAUGCAAUGUGAUAUUUUUUUUUGUCGUCUGUACGUGUUAGCUAAUAUUAAUUAAUUAGUAAUAUGUGAGAGCAUGUGAAGUGAUGAAGAAAUGAAUCGUAAAGGAGCGGAUUAAACAACAAUCACACACACACAUGCACACGCAUGGCACGUCGUACACAACAGGAAGCCAGCAGAGGAGGGUCCAGAAGAAGAGGAUGAUGAUGAUGAUGAUCACAAAAAAUGAUGGGUUGACAGAGGAUACGAAUUAGAGAUGAUAACGUUUGGACGGCAAUGAUGAUAAUAUGGUAAUGUAAUAGGACGGUGACAGAUGAUGCUGAUGAUGUAAGUAAGGCGAAUGUUCCGGCAGAUUGCGGAUGUCAAGCAAAAGGAACGAAAGGGAUGGGAAGGGCGGGCGUUGUUACAGUAGCAGAACAAAGAAUUGUAGAGUGCAUGUGUUGAGGGAGCAAGGAGGGGGGGGGGGGGUUGGCCAAUGAAAAAGAAGAAGUAGAAGUAGCAGGAUGUUUGGUUAUCGUGCGUGCAUGCGCCUAGAAUGCGCGUGUGCGGAUCAAACCGGAGCGCAGGAAGAACGCGGAUGGUGGAUUAAGAUUGCAUUGCGCGAUGCAAGACAAAGAUGAUGAUUGUAACAAGAAGAGGCCAAGUGUAAUCUAUUUUGCUGAUAAUAAUGCUAAUAAUAAUGAUGAUGAACCUGUUUAAAGGUAACGUUCUGUAAUUGAGCUCUAGAUUUUGCAUGUGUGUGUGUGUGCAAGAUGUAUGUAUGUUUUUUUUUGUAUGAAAGGUUCAUCUGUGGGAAGGGGGCGGCAGUGUAGACCCCACACCUCACGGGAGAGUGAGAAGCAGGGAAAGAAAUUGGGAAAACGAAUUGCAAUGCAGUGCGCGGUGAAAAAAGCAAUCCGCGUGCACGCAAGACGCACACACACAUACUGCUGUGUAGUAGGGUGUUACUAUUUGGUUGUUUUUUAUACACUCUGACGUGUGUGUGUGUGUGUGUGUGUUGGGUCACAUUGGUGUUGUGCCUGCUUGGAUGAACUCCAACGGGUGGAUUUGUGAGCAUGUUGCGCUCCCCCCAGGUGUUGAUCUGUCUUAAUUGUGCUAGGAAGAAGAUGUGUGUCUUUGCCACCAUCGUUCCCCACCCACCCAAACCAUUCGAUCUCUUUUUUUCCUCUUCUCUUUCUCUCUUUCUCUCUCUCUCUCUCUCUAUCUUCAUCCCUCCGUCUACGUCGGGCAAAUGGAAGGAUAGCAUUUUUGAAGGACUGCAUGUGACUCGCUGCUUAGUUGAACGUAGUAAAAUUGGAUGCAAUUGGAAUCCUAUUGGAUGUAGCGUGCAUUUUUCUUAUUGCAUAAUAGUGAAUGAGAAAGAAGCAACACGUGCGCGGACAAAGCAUGUUUUUUUUCGGCUGGGUAUGAUUUUUGAAGCUUACCUCAAACCAACCACACACACACAUCCGCAUAUGCACAUAGAAAAAGGAAAAUUAAAAAAGUGUUUGGAAAUAGAAGAAAAACUACAGCCAUUCUUCCGAUGUACAUUUUUUCCUUAUACCGUGUGUGGUCUCCCCCCCACUCUUUACAAUGUGUAAUGAAGGGAUGGAGGGGCUGCAACUUUCGUUCGAUCCUCUUAUUAUUAUUUUUUCCAUCCGUUCUUUGUCUUCUAUUCAUUAAGGAUUGUGUUUUUUUACGUUCUUUCAAUUAAGAUUCAAUUCACUGUGAAGAGAAUAGUUGUAGUAAUAGUAGUUGAUAAAAUGUGUGUGUGUGUGUAUGUGGAUUGACUUGUGUAAAAAAGAGAAUCGGGAAGAUAAAUGGGUGGGUGGGUUGGUUUGUACGAGCCGCCGGGCAAUGUAAGAGAAAACAAACGUUUUUGUUUUGUUCGUUUAAACGCAAAAUGAAGGGAAGGGGAGACAUGAUAAAGAUGCAGUGUAAACACACUGACACACACACACACAAAAUAAACAAAGCUUACAAUAAGUGAAACGAUUACAACCUAAUGUGCAUAUUUACAUUUACAUACACUCGUAGCAAUUGAUGAUAAUGCUGAGAAUAGGACGAAACGGAACAGGAUACGAAGAAAGGAAAAAGGGUGAGAGGGGAGUGGUGGUCUUGGACUGUAGACGAUUGAUUGAUACGAGAGAGGGAGAGAGAGAGGGAAUGUGAUUGGAUUUAGUGGGUGUGGAAUGUGGAACAAUCAAAGAACGAAGGACAAAACGAUGGUUUUGGUUGGUGGCUGGCGUGGCCCAUUCGUUGUUGUACGGUCUCAAUCAAAACGGGUCAUUUUCUUCAACUCAAACGUAACACACCAUCAACAUGCACAC
Molecule: messenger RNA, 4970 nt
Organism: Anopheles coluzzii
Lineage: Eukaryota; Metazoa; Arthropoda; Insecta; Diptera; Culicidae
Exons: 1
Coding region: 6-1607 (533 amino acids)
Source: RefSeq, a predicted model, not a curated record